AUGGCUACUCUUUUUCAUGAUACUUCUCAGUCUGAAGAGAAUGGUUCUGAUGAUAAUCUCUCACUAGAAAAUGAGGAAAAGUUGAAGGCUUUGGGCUGUAGAGAAGAUCCAGUCAAUAUAUUAGUGAUUGGUCCAGCUGGUGCUGGUAAAUCAACACUCAUCAAUGCUUUGUUUGGGAAGGAUGUAGCUACGGUUGGAUAUGGAGCAAGAGGUGUUACAACUGAAAUACAUUCUUAUGAAGGAGAGUACAAAGGGGUUAGGAUAAGGGUUUAUGAUACAGUUGGGUUUGAGGGCAGAAGUGAUUGGAGUUAUUUAAGAAAUAUUAGGAGGCAUGAAAAGUAUGAUCUGGUCCUCUUGUGUACCAAGUUAGGAGGAAGAGUUGAUCGAGACACAUUCUUAGAACUGGCCUCUGUCUUACAUGAAGAAAUGUGGAAGAAGACAAUUGUCGUAUUAACAUUUGCCAAUCAGUUUAUUACACUUGGAAGUGUAGCUAAGUCCAAUGACCUGGAGGGUGAAAUAAAUAAGCAAAUUGAAGAAUACAAAUCAUACCUUACUGGUCGUCUUUCUAAUUGUGUGAGGAAAGAAGCAUUGGUGGGAAUACCGUUCUGUAUUGCUGGGGUAGAAGAUGAAAGGGAGCUACCUACUACUGAAGACUGGGUGAAUACACUGUGGGACAAGUGUAUUGAUCGUUGUAGCAAUGAGACAUACCAUUUCGCAUCAUGGUUUUCCAUUAUCAAAAUAGUUGCUUUUGGUUUUGGGGUUGCAAUAGGUACUGCUAUUGGUGCUAUAGUUGGUUCUAUUGUACCUGUUACUGGUACUAUAAUAGGAGCUAUUGCAGGUGGAUAUAUUGGUGCUGCUAUUACAAAGCGUGUUGUUGAAAAAUUUAAAAACUAUUAA
Amphimedon queenslandica is the source of this 897-nucleotide messenger RNA. RefSeq lists its product as uncharacterized. Gene Ontology annotation, molecular function: GTP binding. The transcript has a single exon. The coding region runs from base 1 to 897 and encodes 298 amino acids. The record is from RefSeq and is a predicted model, not a curated record. NCBI's taxonomy places the organism in Eukaryota, Metazoa, Porifera, Demospongiae, Haplosclerida, Niphatidae.